AUGCCGCCAACACGUCAGCAACGAUACACGUGUCAAAUAUCAAUAGGGAGUACCCGCAAGUCUCCCGGAAAGCAGAGCGCUGAUCAGGAGUCCCCGGAUGUUGUCCUGGACUCGGAAAAGAAAUCAUCACAGUUAUCUGAUGAUAAACUCCGAUAUGAUGGAAAAGUCGGACGAAAUCCUGUCAGUCCUGUACAACAAACAAACAAUAGACUAGCGAAUCUGGGGUCAGCGCAGCAAUCAGAAGACGGACGAGCGCCUCAAUGGCCCACACAACAGUCAGACGACGGACGAGAGCCUCUGGAGGGUGUAACGCAAACAAACAAUGGACGAGCGCCUUUAGGGCAUGUACAACAAUCAGAUGACGGGAGAGCGCCUCAAUGGCCUGUACAGCACUCGGAUGACGGACGAGCGCCUUUGGGGCAUGUACAGCAAACAAACAACGGACAAGCGCCUCUGAGGCCUGAGCAACAGGCGGACGACGGACGAACUUCUCUGAGGUCUGGAGAACAGACUGAAGACACACGAGCGUCUUUGAGCCCUGUAUUGACAACACCUUUGGGACAUGUAAAGCAAAACGAAGACGUGCGAACACCCCUGACUGCUGAACAUCAGACAGGCGGCGGUGAAACACGUCUGGACGACGAAAGAGUGCCUUUGAGUUGUGGAAAACAGGGAAAAUAUUCAAAAUAUAUCACCCCUGAACUCAUGAAGUCCUAUUUAGAUUUCUUCAAUAAAGCUGAUACAUUCAGCAAUGGGCAACUUACAGUCCACCAAUUUCGUGAUGCAGUGGUCGAACUCGGCUUCCUCGGAACAUCUUUCCAAAUAGCCAGAAUGUUUGUGGAUCUGAACCCUAACGAGGACCUCAUUGUUACACUGGAUGCCUUCAUGACGGAGAUGUGUAAAGUGGACAGUAGAAAGUGGACUAAAACAGAUAUAGAGGACAUUUUUCAUUCCCUGGAUUUGGACGGCGAUGGAAUGAUUACAGAGAACGAUAUCGAGACGACGCUGGAACGACUGAACAAGGUCAAAACUGACGAGGACAUUCAACGAAUGAUUACCCGCUACGACGUGGACCGUGAUGGCGCGCUCUGUCUUCAAGACUUUGUGAAAGGCUAUCAGCGCGACCAGCGGAAGUGA
Messenger RNA from Ylistrum balloti, 1137 nucleotides. RefSeq lists its product as uncharacterized. NCBI's taxonomy places the organism in Eukaryota, Metazoa, Mollusca, Bivalvia, Pectinida, Pectinidae. Gene Ontology annotation, molecular function: calcium ion binding. The transcript has 3 exons. The coding region runs from base 1 to 1137 and encodes 378 amino acids. The record is from RefSeq and is a predicted model, not a curated record.